AUGUCUACUCCGAAUUCCAAUGACCUUUCGUUUACGAGCCUCCCAGAUUUACCGUCGGACUAUACCCCAACCGUCGAGGAAUCUGGAUUGAGCACAACUGCCUCGUCUUCAAUACUUGAUGUAGAUUAUAUGGAAACCGAGAAUAAGGACGGUCACAAUGAGAAUGAGGAUGAGGAUGAAAUUAAAGGGAACUAUCAUGAAAGCAAAAUAAGACUUUCCACCCUUUCCCUAAAGAACGUACCGGGAAUGGCACAGAUGAACGACUCGUUAUCACAACAUGCGAUAACGUCAAUAAAGGACGCACUUCCAGAGGAGACAAAAUUCAUAGCUUAUCAAUCUCUCAACAACAUUACUAAAGACAUUUACGACUAUAUCAUGGUUUCUCCGGACAGCGAUAAUGUGUUAAGGCGCAAAAAGUCGGAUUUUUUUAAAAAAAAUAUAUUUGCACAUAAGAAUAAGGAUAAUAGUAAAAAGCGAAAGAAAAAGGUCAAAAUACUGAAGGCCAGCUGGAAAGAUGAAUCCGGAAAGGAUAGGGAGGUGGCGUUGAAAAAGGUGGAGUCGUUGGGUGUUUUCGAUUGUGAUAAGAGCAAAAUGGACAAGGAGAGUUUGGAAGUCAUGGAAAAUAUAAACCUUUUGUACCGAUUAAGCUAUCAUCAAAACUUGUUGAGGAUCUUUGGAUACACCACAGAUCCGAGCACCUUAAACCACUUCCUAAUAUUGCAGUAUGCCAGUGGGGGAAACUUGCGAAGAUUUCUCCGUGAACAUCACGCGGAACUCACGUGGAGCGAAAAGCUGGGUGCUUGUACAGAUUUGGCAAGCGGAUUGAAGUAUAUACAUGAUCAUGAUAUUAUCCAUCUUGCUUUGGUGAGUGACGGCUUCUAUGAAAAAGCACAUUCUCGUAACAUUUUAUAUCACAACCAAAAAUUCCUGAUUUCGGAUCUUGGAAUCUCAAAAUCCAAUGUCUCCAACUUCUCUUCGAUACUACCUUACACCGAUCCACGAUACCUAGCUAAUAUGACGGAUUAUCAACAGACCAAAGAAUCGGAUAUUUACGCGCUAGGUAUAUUGAUGCACGAGAUUUCAGCUGGGCGAAUUCCUUACAAUGAGUAUUUGACAAAGAGUGAGGUUGCCGAUGAAAUGUGGGAUGGUUUCGAAAAAGACAUAACCUACCUUCCUGAACUUUCGCCAAAAAUCGUCUAUGAAGGUUACAGGCAACAACCGAUUUUUGGCACUCCAUCGGAAUACGUUGCGUUGUAUCAGCAAUGUUGGCAGGCAGAUCCAAUGUUGAGGCCGAGUGUUGAUGAAGUGUUGACGAGGUUGGAUGCGAUGAAUGUGGAUAGCGAUAUGAUCGAGAAAGAAAUAAAGAUUUAUGAGAUUGAAAAAGUUGGAGGUGAAAGGAACAAUUGGAAUGUGGAUGGAAAAGAAGUAAAUAAAGGAUACAGCGAGAAAGGUGACAGAGGUCAAAAGGGAGAUGUAAUUUAUGUGCAAGACGCUGGCGUCAACAACGGAGUCGAAAGUGGUAAUGGAUCAAGAAGCGUGUACUUUUCUGCUGAUGGCAUGUCCUAUCCAACCGAUUCCAUGGUUUACUCUUUGGCUGAUGGUGAGUCUUGCUUUCGUUUGGUGAAAUAUUCAUUCUUAAAUUAA
Acaulospora morrowiae is the source of this 1644-nucleotide messenger RNA. Lineage: Eukaryota; Fungi; Glomeromycota; Glomeromycetes; Diversisporales; Acaulosporaceae. The record is from the annotation of a GenBank genome assembly.